This is a messenger RNA of Candida tropicalis MYA-3404, 1764 nucleotides long. RefSeq lists its product as uncharacterized. Gene Ontology annotation, biological process: amino acid transmembrane transport. Gene Ontology annotation, cellular component: membrane. The record is from RefSeq and is a predicted model, not a curated record. Gene Ontology annotation, molecular function: amino acid transmembrane transporter activity. Bases 1 to 1764 code for a protein of 587 amino acids. The transcript has a single exon. NCBI's taxonomy places the organism in Eukaryota, Fungi, Ascomycota, Pichiomycetes, Serinales, Debaryomycetaceae.
AUGGUUUUCGGGUUUUCAAACGAGAAAGAUCAAGCUAUAGAGGAAAAGAGAUCUUCAGGAGUUGACUUGGAGUCAGUUCUUUCAAAUCAUACCAAUAAUUAUGAUCUUUAUGUCGCCAAAUCCAAUCCUUCAGUACACAAUAUUGCUGAAGAAGGGCAUCAAUUACGUAAAAAAAUGGAUGCAAGACAUACAAGUAUGAUUGCUAUUGGUGGUGCUUUAGGUACUGGUCUUUUAAUUGGUACUGGUCUGGCUUUGAAAACAGCAGGUCCAGGUGCUAUUUUAAUUUCUUAUGGUGCCAUUGGUUUUGUUGUUUAUAUGGUUAUGACUGCUCUUGGUGAAAUUGCUUCUUUUAUUCCAUUACCAGGUUUUGCCAAUUAUGGUAAAAGAUAUGUUGAUGAAGCUUUGGGUUUUGCAUGUGGUAUUGUUUAUCUUAUAAAAUAUUUGGUUCUUCCGGCAAAUCAAUUGACUGCUGGUGCUUUAGUUAUGCAAUAUUGGGUCAGUAGAGAACGUGUUAAUCCUGGUGUUUGGAUCACUGUGUUCCUUGUCUGUAUCACUGCCAUUAAUUUCCUCGGUGUGAGAUUUUUCGCAGAAAUUGAAUUCUGGUUGAGUGUUCUUAAAGUUAUUGUUUGUUUGGGUUUGAUUCUUUUGUUGUGGAUUAUCGCAUUAGGUGGUGGUCCAACUCAUGACAGAAUUGGGUUCAGAUACUGGCAACACCCAGGGGCUUUUAUUGAAUACCAUAACUCCACCAUGGGUGUUGAUAUCACUGGUCCUAAGGGUAGAUUUGUUUCAUUUGUUGCUGUCUUGGUUAGUGCAGUUUUCGCUUACCUUGGUUCUGAAUUAGUUGCCAUUACUUUCAGUGAAACCAGAAACCCAAGAAGAGCUAUUCCAAGAGCCAUUAGAUUGACUUUGUACCGUAUCCUUGUUUUCUACAUCUUAUCCAUCUUGUUUGUCGGUAUGUGUGUCUCUGCAAAGGAUCCAUUAUUAUUGGGUGCUUCAGGUACCAAUGCCGGAGCCAGUCCUUUUGUUAUCGCAAUUAAGAAUGCCAAGAUUGGUGGUUUGGACCAUUUGAUUAAUGCUUGUAUUCUUUUGUUUGUCCUUUCUGCUUCUAAUAGUGAUAUGUAUGUUUGUUCCAGAUCUGCAUACAGUUUGCUGGUUGAUGGAUAUCUUCCAAAAUUCUUUUCCAAGACUAACUCACUUGGUGUUCCAUACUAUGGUGUUACUUUAAGUUUCUUGUUUUGUUUAUUGGCAUACAUGAAUGUUUCAUCAGGUUCAGCUGUUGUUUUCGGUUACUUUGUCAAUGUCGUUUCUUUAACUGGUUUGAUUGCUUGGGCCUGUAUUUUAGUUUUCCACAUUAGAUUCAUGCAAGCUUUGAAAGCUCAAGGUCUUGAUAGAAACAGAGAUUUGGUUUACAGAUCCCCAUUACAACCAUACGGUAGUUGGAUUUCCUUAUGUCUUUGUGUUGUCAUUAUUUUCAUCAAAAAUUUCACUGUUUUCUUGGGUGAUAAAUUUGAUUACAAGAAUUUUAUCACUGGUUAUAUUGUCUUGCCAAUCUUUAUCAUCAUGUUUGUUGGUUACAAGAUCAUCUAUAAGACUAAAUGGUUGAAAUCCGAAGAAGUUGAUUUGGAUACUUUCAGAGAUGUUAUUGAUGCUGAAUUUGAAAAAUUUGAAGCUGAAGAUGCUGAAAGAAAAGCCAUUAGAGAAGCUGAAGGCAAACGUUUCGAUGGUGCUUGGUUUUAUGACAAAUUCUUGGGAUGGAUCUUCUAG